Messenger RNA from Necator americanus (New World hookworm), 789 nucleotides. RefSeq lists its product as uncharacterized. Gene Ontology annotation, biological process: DNA double-strand break processing; mitotic DNA integrity checkpoint signaling; DNA integration. The record is from RefSeq and is a predicted model, not a curated record. Bases 1 to 789 code for a protein of 262 amino acids. Gene Ontology annotation, cellular component: nucleus; site of double-strand break; condensed chromosome. Gene Ontology annotation, molecular function: histone H3K4 methyltransferase activity; double-stranded DNA binding; histone H3K36 methyltransferase activity. The transcript has 3 exons. NCBI's taxonomy places the organism in Eukaryota, Metazoa, Nematoda, Chromadorea, Rhabditida, Ancylostomatidae.
AUGAGCCUCGAAGACAAGGAAGGCCGCGGCCUCCCUUGUGAAGUUGACGAGCUCCUACUUAAGGCAAUCAUCGAAGAUGAUCCGCUUAAAACAACACGAGAGGUUGCACAAAAACUAGACGUUGACCAUCCUAUAGUCGUCCGCCGUUUGGGAAAUUGGAAAGGCGAAGAAGUUGAACAGAUCGGCUCAACGCUUCUGUUACGCAACAAGAACCAUCCAUUUCUCGAUCGUGAGGAAACGAUCCUUUACGAUAACAGGAAGCGUCUUGAUCAGUGGAUGGACAAGGAUGAAGCUCCCAAGCACCUCUCAAUGCCGAAAAUACACCCGAAGAAGACCAUGGAAGAUCAAGUACGACGUCAUCGGACUGACCGAGACAAGACGACGACACCCACUUCGUAUAUAUCUAGCACUGUAUACGACACUGGAGAAGAACUGUUCUUAGGAACAAGCGACAGAAGAGGAGAUAGUGGGGCUGGUGUCCUCGUCAGUACGAGUAUGAGAGAGAUCAUCGACUAUUUCAAGCAACUUACAACCUUAGUCGAACAUCUGCGAAUGAGAAGGGGUGUUUUGACCACAGCUUUGACUAUCUUUGCCGGUUCUUCUCCAUCAUCAAGCCACGAAGAAGAAGAAGUCGAAGCAGAAAAUAUGAUUCACUACAAAUCUUCAAAAUUUCUUUCUUUGGUCUCAAACGUAAAACCACUGACUCCGAAAAUCCGCCGCAGCUUCUGGGACGUGUUGUUCUGGGACACCGUUUAUGGGUUCCUUUCGCUUUCAAAACACCACCGCUGA